Molecule: messenger RNA, 8282 nt
Organism: Fusarium pseudograminearum CS3096
Lineage: Eukaryota; Fungi; Ascomycota; Sordariomycetes; Hypocreales; Nectriaceae
Gene: PKS5
Exons: 5
Biological process (GO): fatty acid biosynthetic process; secondary metabolite biosynthetic process
Molecular function (GO): phosphopantetheine binding; fatty acid synthase activity; oxidoreductase activity
Source: RefSeq, a predicted model, not a curated record
CCAACGGGACAUCCAACGGGACAUCCAACGGGACAUCCAACGGGACAUCCAACGGGACAUCCAACGGGACAUCCAACGGGACAUCCAACGGGACAUCCAACGGGACUUUGAAUGGAACAUUGAACGGAGCAUCCAAUGGUAUCCCCAUCGAUGACUCUUCUCCGAAACUCUUUGUUCUUAGUGCAUCAACUGAAAAGGCACUAUCGUCGACUUCGGAGAACAUCAAGAAGUGGGCAAGUACUCACGAACUGGAUUCUCACACACUAUGCAAUCUUUCCCACACACUGGGUGUCCACAAAUCUACUCUUGCAUUCCGCCGAGCUAUCGUCGCUUCGACAUCUGCGGAGCUGUUGGAAGAACUAGACCAGACAGUCUCACCAAAGAGAGCUACGACCCAUUCUCCACUCACCUUUGUCUUUUCCGGACAGGGUGCUCAAUGGCAUGCGAUGGGUCGUGAGCUUAUUAACACGUCGCAAUGCUUCCUACAGUCAAUGAUGGCGAUGGAUGAUACGAUACGAGGGCAAGGAAGUUCUUGGAGUCUCAUUGAAGAGCUGCUCAAAGAGGAUAGCGUUUCAAGGAUUUCCGAGGCCGAGAUCUCACAGCCUGCAACGACAGCCAUUCAGAUUGCGCUGGUGGAUCUACUGGAGAGUUUCUCUAUCAGGCCCAGCCGGGUUGUUGGGCACAGCUCUGGUGAAGUUGCCGCUGCCUAUGCCGCUGGCGCUUUGACAAAAGAGAACGCUAUCGUUGUUGCGUAUUAUCGUGGUGUUGCUUCCCUGAAAGCCAAGGCAGUGGCAGAGGUGCCCGGUUCCAUGAUGGCAGUCGCUCUUGGAGAGACCGAAGCUCAGCAAUACAUCGACAAAGUCACAACUGGAACUGUUAGUGUCGCUUGUGUAAACAGUCCGGCCAGCAGUACGAUCUCGGGAGACUUGACUGCCAUCGAAGAACUCAAGUCACUACUCGACGCUGAGGGAAUCUUUGCCCGCGCACUCAAAGUCGAUACUGCAUAUCACUCGCAUCAUAUGCGACGAGUAGCACAGGAUUACCAAGAAUCCAUGCGCGAUAUUCAGUCUUCUGAAGUACGCAGCGGUGUCACCUUCUACUCAAGUGUUACUGGUACCACCAAGUCAACAGGCUUCGGCGCCGGGUACUGGAUGGAGAAUCUGGUCUCUCAAGUCAAAUUCAGUCAAGCAUUGGCUUUAUUGAGAGAUGAUCAGUUGCGAAACGAAGCAGGCAUGGACACGAGUGUUUUCAUCGAGGUUGGCCCUCAUUCAGCUUUGGCUGGCCCGGCCCGUCAAACACUGGCACAAUCAGGAAGCGGACAGUUCAAAUUUGAAUAUCUGUCUGCUCUGGUGCGCCACAAGGACGCUGUGCAGACGGUUUUGUCCCUCGCCGGGAAGAUGUUCGAGCUUGGCCUUAAGAUGGACCUGGAAGCCGUGCUUAAGAUCACUUAUGAAGCAGAGCCCAAGGCCAUUAGGGAUCUGGAAAAAUACCCUUGGGAUCUUGCGCCAUUCUGGCACGAAUCUCGGCUGAGCAAGUCUCAUCGCUUUCGAAAGUUUCCACCACAUGAUUUACUCGGCCUGCUGGACCCGGCGAGCACUGUUCAUGAACCUCGCUGGAGAUACUACAUUAACUUGGACGACUUGCCAUGGCUACGGGACCACGUAGUCGAGGGCUUUACCUUGUAUCCAGGUGCAGGCUACUUGACCAUGGCUAUCGAGGCUAUGAAACAGCUUGUGCAGCUGAGAGACGCUGAGCGGUCGAUUUCCAGAUUCGUCCUUCGUGAAGUGGCCAUCUCAAAGUCGAUCGUCCUCAACGAUUCGGAUAACGACGGGCAGUCUGGCGAAGUUGAGGUGCAGCUGAGCAUUUCCAACUCACGUCAGUAUGAAGGGAGUCGUUGGGAAACCUUCAGAAUCUGGUCAUAUGACAAUGCAAGCGAAUCAUGGACUGAGCACUGCUCCGGUGAAAUCACUGUCGAAUACGAAAGUACCGAGAAUGACAAGGUGAAUGGUACAAGAGAGGCGGAUCUGCGCCGAGACGAAUCUAUGCAACUCCUGAACGAUGCUCGACAGAGUUGCGAUCUGGACAUGACAAAGACUGAGUUCUAUGAAUUUGCCAAGUUGACUGGUAACCAAUGGGAUGGAGCAUUCAGUCCGAUUGAUUCUCUCAAGUACGGCAACCAACAAGGUCUUCUCGACAUCAUCAUUCCAGACGUGGCUUCAUUGAUGCCAUAUCGCUCUUUCAAACAUCAUGUCAUCCACCCCAUCACCCUCGACGCUGUUCACCAACUCAGCGGGAUACUGUUUAAGAAGUUUGUGUCCAAUGCUCCGUGUGUACCUACCAAGAUUACACUGCUGGAGAUUGAUGCCAAGAUUUCUGCACGAGCAGGCGAUAGUCUUACUGCUGCCAUGCACAUCGAACCGGAUGGUCUCAAGGCGUCGACAGGCCAGUCUUGGGUGUUUCAACAAGAGGCGGACGGUCAGCUUAGACCAGUUAUCAAGCUUUUGGUCAACCUCAGAGCUAUUGGCGAAGCGCAUCAAGAUGAAAACAGACCCUUCGUUCAAGACAAGGUGAAUCGUUUGGAGUGGAACCUGGAUGCAGACUUCUUGAAGGAAGCAUCGUUCUCCAACUUCCUCUCUACUACGCUUGGGUUAGAUGAGAACAUGACAUACAACUACGAAGGUAGCAAAGUGUCCACCGUCGAAGCCGAAGAGAGCUUCCGUGCAGCUGAUCAAGCGGCAUCAAUCUGGAUCCGGGAUGCACUGAGCUACGUCGAGGCCAACAAGAUUGAGAUUACAAGCCCUCAUCUAGUCAAGUACUUCAAAUGGAUGAACAAGUGGGUCAACUCUGACUAUUACAACGACAUCAUGUCAGGUUUGCGCUUCGAGGACGAAGUUAGUAUUCUGGAACGCAUUGAUUCACUUACCAAUGCACCAGAGUUGCAGCUGCUUGCACGAGUCGGUAAAGCUCUUCCCGGAAUCCUGAGUGGAACCCUUGAGCCGUUGAGUGUCAUGCUGGAAGAGAAUCUUCUGAUACGUGCUUAUGAGGGCGGAACCUUCAGUGGUGACUAUGAGGCAGCAGUUGCAUAUCUCCAACUUCUGACAUUCAAGAGCCCACAUCUCCGCUUCUUGGAAAUCGGUGCCGGAACUGGAGGCUGCACAAAGAGACUCCUCGGUGGAAUUGCAGACAAGAACAGUGGCAGCCUACCAAUUGAUCAGUACACAUACACCGACAUCUCGAGCGGCUUCUUUGAGGAGGCUCGCAGCACCUUUACUCACUGGGAGCCUUAUAUGGACUUCAAGACACUGGAUGUGGAAGGUGAUCCUCUCAAGCAAGGUUUUCAACCCGAGACGUAUGAUGUUAUCGUGGCAUCAAACGUUUUGCACGCGACAAAGCGAAUGGACGUGACUAUGGAACACGUUCGCAAGCUUCUGCGCCCGGGUGGAAGCCUCAUCCUUGUUGAGAACUCACCCAAGGGCGCUGUCAUCGGUCUCAUCUUCGGCACACUAUCUGGAUGGUGGGCGCACGAGGAUGAGUUCCGAGAGGACACUGCGUUGAUGUACAGGGAGCAGUGGAACACCAUUCUGUCAAGAAAUGGUUUUGGUGGGAUUCAUGUUGCGCGCAACAGUAUGAUGGUCUCCAAAGCUGUACCCUUGUUGACCAACGGACAUGCUGCGCGAAAUGAACAGAUUGUGCUCAUCAACGAUGCUUCGAAUGAUGCAAUUUUGGAGAUCUCCAAGAACAUCACUUCCGCCAAUGUUCAGAUCAACGAGAGCAAAUGGGAUGAAGUUGACGUCAGUGAGGAUGCUGUCUACCUGGUCAUUGACCGUGCUGAGACGCCUCUACUUCUUGACCCACAACCUCAAUUGUUCAAGACACUCAACGCGCUCCUUGCUGCAAAGGCCAAGCUCCUCUGGGUUGUGAUUCAAGAUACCUCCAAUCCCGUUUCCACAGCAUACAAGGGCGUGGUCACUGCUGUUGCAAGAGUCCUCCGUCGCGAGAGUGGCAACACUGGGUUCGUCACUCUCGACAUUCGCGAUCCUGCUCUCGACCCCGAAGUGACGGGACGUGUAGUAGCCGAGACGUUGCAAAAGUGUUUCUGGCCAAAGUCUCAGGAUCAAAAGUCUCUGGAGCCUGAGCUCGCGUACGAGAAUGGCACAGUUUCUAUUCCUAGAGUGUUGCCCGACAACACUUUCUUGAAGUGGGCUCGCAACAGUUGGGACACCUCCACUACGACCGAGACAGAGACUACUCCUCAUCAAGGGGACCGGGCUCUGAAGCUUGAAGUCGCUACUCCCGGUUUAUUGAGUUCGCUCCAGUUCGUGGAUAGUGACUUACCUGUCGAACUGGGACCUAGCCAGAUCGAAGUUAAGUCCGAUGCCUUCGGUGUCAAUUACAAGGAUCUAUGUGUGGCUCUGGGACAAACAGGGUCUGACACACAAAUGGUCGGCGAGUUUGCUGGUGUCGUGACAGCCGUUGGUCAGGAUAUGAGCGACUUGUAUCAGGUUGGAGACAGGGUCAUGGGUUUUAGUGCUCAGCCGUACAGCAACCUGUCGCGCGUCAACGGGUACCUCGCCUACAAGACGCCCAGCUCAAUGAGUAACACCACUGCAGCGUCGAUCGCUUAUGCAUUUGUUGCGGCAUAUCAAUGCAUCAAGAAUCUAGCUCGCCUGGAGCAGGGUCAGUCGGUUCUCAUUCACUCUGCAUCCGGAGCUUUUGGUCAAGCUGCGAUCCAACUUGCCCGAUCCAUCGGAGCAGACAUUUUCUGUACUGUUGGAAAUCGCGAGAAGCGACAAUUUCUGAUAGACAAUUACGGCAUCCCGGAGGAACGCAUAUUUUCCAGCCAGACUGGAUCGUUCAAAUCGAGCAUCAUGCGUCUUACCAACGGUGAGGGUGUAGACGUCGUGCUCAACACCUCGACAGGGGAGAUGCUUAGAGAAAGUCUGGAUUGCGUCAAGACUUUGGGCGUCUUUAUUGAACUCGGUAAGAGUGAGAUCCAAAAGGCGUCUCAACUGAGCAUGGCUGCGUUCCAAAAGUCAAUUACCUUCAACACCUUUGAUCUGAUGACUCUGGCUACACGAAAGCCCAAACAGAUCCAUCAAAUGCUUGGUGAAAUCGUUGAGCUCUUUGGGUCAGAGACACUGCGUCCAGUGCAGCCUGUCAACAAUUAUCCCAUUGAGAAAGUCGAGGACGCUUUCCGCCUCAUCAGUGCGAGAAAGCACAUUGGCAAGGUUGUUCUCACGGCGCAGCCUUCAUCAACAGUCAGAUGUCUACCCGCGAAGUCAACGCCUCUUCGACUAAGGAAAGAUGGGACGUAUGUCAUUGCGGGAGGUCUUGGAGAUCUACCUUCAAGAAUUUGUCGCUUUUUCGCUGCCCGUGGAGCUGGUCAUAUUGUUUCCCUCUCUCGGCGCACUAUCGACGAGGAAACGAGGCUUAAGCAUACGGCUGCAGUGGAAGCACACGGUGGCAAGCUUCAUCUUCUGAGAUGUGAUAUCACGGACGAGGAUCAGAUGAGAGAAGCCGUCUCAUUUUGCAGUUCGCUGCCUCCUGCUAGAGGUGUUGUGCAGGGAGCCUUGGCACUGAGGGAUCGAACCUUUUCGCAAAUGACUGUUGAUGAAUGGAAGUUGCCAUUACAGCCCAAGAUCUUUGGAACCAUCAAUCUCGACAAGCACUUUGCUAGCCCCGACUUGGCUUUCUUUGUCGCGCUCUCGUCAAUCGUGUCUGUCAUUGGCAAGUCUGGUCAAUCCAACUAUGCAGCCGGCAAUGGCUUCCAAGAUGCUUUUGCACGCGCCCAUGCCAAUCACCCGCAUACUCAAUAUGUCUCUCUCAACAUCGGCGCUGUCUCUAUCGAUGCCCACGGUGCGUUGGAGGCCUCCGAAAACGAGACUUCAAUCAGCACUAUCAGGGCGAGUCUCCGACAAAACAGUGUCAUGGAUAUCUCUUUCGACGAAUUCUUCUCCAACUUCGAAUACAUCACGACCGAAGCUGCGCGAAAGGAUGGUUUGCACCAAUCAAUCCAAGCAGUGACACGUCAAUCUAUGAUGGAAGCCAACGACGAGUAUUUACUCGACAACCCCGUUUUCAGCCAACUGCCACACGCGAUGGAGAAGAAGGACGGUGGCGCCGCCAAGACUGACAAGGUUGACUUUGCAGAGGCAUUGGCCAGUGUCAAGACUAUGGCUGAGGCGGAACAAUUGAUUCAAGACGCUUCACUCGCCAAGUUUGCAGUCUUCCUCGACCGGCCUGUGGAGGAGAUUCGGGUAGGCCAGUCGUUGGCUACCCUCGGAUUGGAUUCUCUUGUCAGCAUCGAGUUGAAGAAUUGGAUGGUUCGCACGUUCCAGGUCAAUCUGCAGACAUCGGAGUUGAGCGGUGCUGGUAGCAUCACCGCUCUCACUGCCACUGUCGCUUCGCGAUCGAAACUGAUUCCCGAUGAGAUCCGUCAAGCACAACCAGAAGAGGCUGUCCCUGUCGUGGAACAGGUAUCUCUUUCGAAACGCGAGAAGGCUCAGAAGAACCACGACUUCUAUUGCUGCCGUACAUGCAAGGACUUGCCCAGAUAUCCGCUUGUCGAUUUAGAUGAAGCUGUCAAGGACCUUCUCAAUAGUGUUGGCCACUUUGCUCAUACUCGAGAGGAAUACGAAGAGCUCAGUCGCAAGGCUCAUACCCUAGCCGCACCGGGCAGUCUUGGUCGCAGACUCUACAACAAGCUGCGUGUCAAGGCUGAUGACCCCAAUGUGGAGAGCUGGAUCGCCGACUUACUUCUGAAGGCUCUGCAUCUCAAGCGUCGCUAUCCUCUAGCACCUUUCGGAAAUUUUAUGGGUACACACUUUGACAGCCCGACACCACAUACCCAGGCAGAACGCGCAGCUAUCCUCACUGCAACUUUGUGCGAGUUCAAGGCCGACCGCGACGCAGGCAGACUGGAGCCUGAUUUCCUUGGUACCAGGGCUAAUUGUGGGCAUUCGUUGUCAUGGCUGUUCAACGCCGUGAGAGAGCCAAAUGUCGGCUGUGACAAGAUGAUGAAGUACCCGGAUAACGAGUACGUCGCAGUUUUGCGCAAAGGGCAUCUUUUCAAGGUACCACUCAAGCCAGCUGAGACAUGUGCUUCAUAUGGCAUGCUCAAGGCAACAUACCAAGCUAUCAUCGAUUUGGACCUGAAUGACAAUUCUUGGGCCGGCAUGUUGACCACUGAUAAUCGUGAUUCAUGGGGAUUGAAUCGACAAACACUUCUCGCUUUGGAUAGUAGGAACAAGGCUUAUUUCGAAACCAUCGAAGCUGCUGUAUUCGUCAUGUGUCUUGACGAUAACAGUCCCAUCACGCGAGCAGACCGAGUUCGGUGUGGCUACAUUGGCGACUCCUUCAACCGCUGGCAUGAUAAGUGCACUCAAAUCAUUGUCACGGCGAAUGGGCGAUCCGCAACCAUUUUUGAGCACUCCAUGAUCGAUCUCAUGACGGUGUCACAACUUUCACAGAGACUACAGAAUGCCAUCAACACACUUGAUCCUCAGGCGGUCACAGCAAGCAACGGUAGCAGUUCCGUCGAUCCAGUUUGUCUUGAGGAGAUUCCCUUGGUGACGACACAAGACAUUGAUAGGCAUAUCGAAACCCUCCGCCAUGAUUAUCUCGCUAUUACAUCCACGAAACAAUACGUCCCACAUUUCAUCAACGGCUUUGGCAAAACACUGCUGCUAGACAGCUCUGCGCCCAUCAAGGCGACUGUUGACUUGACAAUCCAGUUGGCCAGUCGAUUGUACUUUGGCUACCUGCCCGCUAGCUGGGAGACGGUAUCAACUGCACACUUUCACCUCGGCCGUCCAGAGAUUGUGCAGGUGGUUCUAAAAUCGGUCAUGGACUUUUGCGAUGCAGCUCUUGAUGAUUCUGUCCCGCGUGUCGAGGCUCGCACCAAACUCUUGCAAGCGGCACGCGAAUGCAAUGCGCAAAUUGCCAAGGGAACUGAAGGUCGCAACUACUUCAGGCUCAUGGAUGUGAUUGAGGUCAUGUCGCAAGACCAGAAGGACGAAGAGGUCCCCGAAUUGUUCUCCGAUCCUGUCUGGAAGAGGGGCUACCCGCAGCUGAUUAUGCAGACGAUGGUGGAAACAAAGAUAUCAGAGGAUCCGGGCUUUACCAUGCCGCAUCCAGAGUCUGUGUGGAUGAGCUACACCGUGCUUGAUGAUUCGGUUGAGGUGUGCUUUGUUAGCCCUCCGGACAGUGCAGAUCGAUUCGGGGCGGCUCUGGAUCGAGCAGCAGAGAUUGUGAAGGGCAUCAUUUCAGCACGGGAUAUUUAG